AUGAAGCUUUCAGUUUCGUUAUCUGCUGUUUUGGCAGGCGUUCUCUGCAUGCUGUCCGUGCAGGAAGUCGAUGCCGUCCCUCUCAAUCAACGGGCCCCAAGAUUCGUCACUCUUCCUCUCAAGCGUGUCCAACUAGAAGGCCGCUCUGGUGUGCACGGACAAAUUUAUCUUCAGCAACACAUGAAUCGGGCGAUCCGGCGGUUGGCGCGUAUGACGAAGCGCGAGGAACCGUCUCAUGACGACCUCUACUCGAGAAUGGAAAGGCGAGUUCUCGCCAUCGAGGGACCCGAAGGCCUUGAGAAUUUGGAGAGGCGUUACAACCGCAUCGGUGUACCGAAAUUGGCACAGACUACGAAGACGCCCCUGAAAAAGGCGACGACUAAAAAUGCGGUAGCUCCCAAGAAGGCCACGACGAAAAACGCGGUAGAUCCCCCCCAGAAAGCCACGACUAAAAACGCGGUAAAUCCCCCACAGAAGGCCACGACUAAAAACGCGGUAAAUCCCCCUCAGAAUGCCACGACUAAAAACGCGGUAGAUCCUCCCCAGAAGGCCACGACUAAGAAUGUUGCAUCUCCCAAAAAGCCGGACACACUUGCAGCAGAACUUUUUAGCCAAAAGUCCCAGGCUCAUGAGGGUAACACCAAACCCACGAGCAAAGGCCUCCACAAGGACAAUGGACAGAGCAAGGGUAAUAAUACUAUCCCCACAGGAACUAUUCUUGCAGUUGCUGUGCCUGAGGUCACCGCAGACACUGGUGAUGUGGCUUUCGCUGCUGUGAACCCUACAGCGAGUGAUUCUUUGGGUCUUGACAUUGAGGCCCAAGAUGUAGGAUAUCUCGCCACCGUUCAGAUCGGGACCCCUCCUCGAGACUUUCUGAUUCUUAUGGACUCUGGCUCCGCUGACUUCUGGGUUGGUGCCGAGAACUGCGUAUCUGAAGGUGGAGGUGGUUGCGGACAACACAACUUUUUAGGCCCACAAAGUAGCUCGACAUUUGUCAGCUCCGGAAACACUUUCUCUGUUACUUACGGGACUGGUGAUGUAUCUGGAGAUAUCAUCACGGACGAUAUCACACUUGCAUCCCUUGCUUUGCCUGGCCAUCAAUUCGGCGUGGCUACUUCCGAGAGCGUUGAUUUCUCUGCUGAUACAACUCCAUUCGAUGGGUUGAUGGGUCUUGCAAAAUCCACCCUUUCUGAGCAGGGAGUCUUGACCCCUGUAGAGUCACUUCACGAAGCUGGCUUGAUUUCGGAAUCUAUUGUCUCGUACAAGAUUUCACGUUUGGCGGAUGACAAGAAUGAUGGAGAGAUCACUUUUGGUGCUUUGGACCCUGCCAAAUUUGUUGCCGGGACUGAGGUCACUCUUCCGAAUGUCAACGCCCAAGGCUUUUGGGAAGCUGAUCUCCAGACAAUCUCGGUUAACGGACAAGACACUGGUCUCACUGGCCGUACCGCUAUUCUCGACACUGGAACAACUCUCAUCGUCGCUCCUGCUGCUGAUGCACAAGCAGUUCACAAUCUCAUUCAAGGCGCUAAAUCCGAUGGCCAAGGAGGAUUUACUGUUCCUUGCACUUUGACGGAUAGCGUUGCACUUACAUUCGGCGGGUCUUCCUUUGCUAUUGAUCCCAGAGACAUCGCCUUCACCCCCGUUGAUCCCAACGACCCAACGGGUGACUGUGUCUCUGGUAUCACCUCUGGUGACAUUGGGGGGGCAGACGAAUGGCUGGUCGGUGAUGUAUUCCUCAAGAAUGCAUACUUCUCGACAGAUGUCACUAAGAAUAUUAUAAUCCUGGCUCAGCUCGCUUAA
Molecule: messenger RNA, 1800 nt
Organism: Psilocybe cubensis
Lineage: Eukaryota; Fungi; Basidiomycota; Agaricomycetes; Agaricales; Agrocybaceae
Exons: 7
Coding region: 1-1800 (599 amino acids)
Biological process (GO): proteolysis
Molecular function (GO): aspartic-type endopeptidase activity
Source: RefSeq, a predicted model, not a curated record